UAUGAAUAAACACGCUCCCACACACACACACACGCACACACACACACAAACAUAUACACACUCACACACACAUACACACACACACACACACGCUGGCGGGGAGCUGUAUUUCCACAUUCCGCUGGGAGGGAGACACACCCUCUGACCCGGAGGAGGAGGCAGUUGUUGGGAUGCAGAGAGGAGAAAGACGCCGCUGAAGUCGCUGUGUGGGAUGUGUGGAUCCUCAGUCUCACAGGCUGCUGACAUAAAGCAACAGGGCUGAAGCACCAGAGGUGAGAAAACACGUCUUCAUCUGGACUGCUUCUCCUCCAUCUCAAACAGCCAAACACUGGACUCCUGAUCCCUAGUGACCUGAGUCACCAUGCCAACUCCCACGAUCCUCUCAGCAACCAGGAGUCCUUAGAGAAGUUGCCAGGUUUACGAGCCCAUUUACAUCUGUGUGAGCCUACAUACUGUAAAGUGGAUCUCGUCCAGUCCUGAACGAGAGAGACCAGGAGGCAGAGAUGAUUUGCCAGCGGGUUGCCCAGCUGAUUUUCAUGUUGCUGGUGAAGACAGGACUUGUGGGUGGAUGUGUAUGUCCGACAGCUACCAUUUUGUCCCAGUUUCCCUCUGAGGUCCCUGCUGACGUCUGUUGCUUGAACUACUCUGGUUCUUCUUUUGGCCGUGUGCUCUGGACUGUGUUUACCAAUGAGACAAACAUAGAGACACUGGAUCUCUCCUUCUGUAACAUCAGUUCUGUUGAAAUGACAGACAAAGAGCCCUCUAAAUUGAAGAAGGUUUACUUAGAUCAUAACAGACUAACAGCUUUGCCAAGGGAGUUUCUGGCCAUGCAACCAGGCCUGACGGAGGUGGAUCUGAGCGGGAACCUGAUUCAGGAGCUUCCUGAGGGUUUUCUUCAGGACUCAGACAACCUCCAGAAGCUGUACCUGCAGGGAAAUCAGUUACACUUUCUGCCAGGCUCUGUCCUACAGAAACCCAUUCUGCAAAGGCUGGAGCUGGAUGGGAACCCCUGGGGCUGCUCCUGUUUGCUGCUGGAAGGACUGGAGGAAGGCAAGAAGCUCAAUAGAACCACAAAACUUCAGGACCUGGUGGGGAACUUGACCUGCGUCUCUCCCAGGCACCUGGCUGGGAGGAAUAUAUUGUCAGUGAGGCUUAUUGACGUGUGCCGCCCAGCUGGCCUCACGGCACUCUUUAUUGUGCUUCCUCUCAUCAUCCUCUCUGCGUUGGUGCUCUGCUGGUGCUGUGGGAGGAAGAGGAAGAAGAAAGAACCACCUAUAAGCACUUCAAAAAAGAAAACUUCCACCUCCAGCUGCAGUGGCCAGAAGCAUCACAAAAAGCAGCAACCUGCAAUGACUGAACAUAAUAAAGCUGGACAGUGUGUCAGUAAGGGGAUCCUGAAGAACCAGCUACUGCUACACCCUGCAUCCACCCUCUUGGGUAGCACCAGGGACAUCUAUGAAGAGGUGGAGAUUAAGCUGGGCUCAGUGGAGUCUAUUCCUCGAGUCUCCUCUCUCUGUUCCAGUUCCACAGAAGGGAGGCUGGGCUCCCAGGAGCCCAACGGGGCCAGUAAGGCCGAGCUGGACACGGUCAGUGUGACAGAAGUGAUGAAAGACUCGGCUGACAGGGAGAAGGCUUACCUGACCCAGUCGACUGAAUAUUACAGCCUGGUGCCAGGUAUCGAACUAGAGGACUCAGACCAUGGCGAGUAUGAGAAUGUCAGCCUCUCGUGACACCGCCUUAAAGGAGUAGUUUGACAUUUUGGGAUAUAUACUUUUGUUUUCUUGACAAGAAUUAGAUGAGAAGAUCUGCAUCAUUCAAAUGUUUGUGUUUUAAAAGCCCUGGGAAAAAAAGCCCUUGAUAAAACCACACCCACACAGAGUUUUUGGCUGAUAAACAUCAAAAUAACCACACAAGGGUGUUUUUUUUUAUGUAUACGUUGAUUGUUGUUUAUUGAGUUACAAAUAUUAAUUGGUAAAGUGAUACUUAAGUUGUGAAACCAGGUUUUCAGGAGUUUUAAAUACACAGGUGGAGUCAGGGGGGCAGUUAGCCUCACUUGGUUCUCGUACCACAUUAUUUCUCUCCUCUCAUCUCACUUUUGUAAAAGAAGUUGUAAAGCACAUUUUCUUAAAUGUUAAAUUAUUCAUUUAAAUGCUGUAAAAAUAUGUGUGUGUGUGUGUGUGUGUGUGUCAUGGAAAAAACAAGUUAUCUUUUGACACAGAGACAGCCUGGUCCAGCCAAUGUGGUAUCACAAUGUAAGAGGAAGUGAUUUAAUCCGGAGCUUUUCCUGUGGGACCUGAGGAACGCAAUGACGGUUUGAAAGGGAGCCCCCCCCCUCCAUUCUCUCUCACUGGAACAUAAUUUUUAAAGACGCAAAGAUAUUUAAUCUAUUUAAUGUUGCGCUCCUCAUAUUGUUUGUAUCUAUUACAAAGGACCAGAUGUACUUUCAAUCAAUGUGCUUAUUUCAGUCAAGCAAGCUUUUGCAUGUACUUUUCUUUACCUCACCCAUGUUUAAUUGUUAAAUGCAUUCCAGUGUGACUUUGACAUAUUAAACUGCAUACAGGAUGUUCUCGAACAGCCUCCUCCACCUCAAGCUGCACGUCCAGAAAUGUAGGUGCUGAACAAUGACUAAUCCCAUUGCAAUGCUUACAGCUAAUUCAGUGUGAAAUGUGGAAUGUAAAGCUUAGAUGUCAAGUCGAAUUUUAUGUCAUUGUUAAGCAAGGAUAAGGACACGGGCUCGCUCGUGCUUCACACUGCAUGCUAAAAUAUGCGCAAAGGUUGGAAAAUGCCAUCAGAUCUAAGUGCUGCUCAAUGCUGGUCUAAGAUAAAAAUCUCUGUAGUGCCGUUUCAGUAAACUGAGAUGCAGAGCGUGCAUCUGGUGCAGUGGUGCUACAGCGUAAUGACACUGGAGAGGACGCUCACACAAAAGACAGCGCUGAACAUUGAGGUCAUCGUUGAGGUGCAGGAUGUAGACACUCGAUUGUUAUCUAAAAUGUGGAAAACAGACAGACGUCUCACUCUCACACUGCUAGCUUUGAGUGCUAAUUGGUUUGUUUUCAGCCAGGGGAACACAGAGUGGGUGCAGCUGAGGGUGUGGAUCUUCCUGGUAUUUAAAAAGCCGAGGUAUAUUUUCCAGACGGGCUUUCACAUAUUUUCCAUCAAAGCUUUGUUUGUUGUCAUUGUAAGGUUUACUGCAAUCAAAAGGCCAAAAGCCCUUCAGAGGACAAACUGACAAAUGAGUGAAUGUUGCAUUUUAUAAAUGUGUACAGUUUCUGCUUACGAAAUAACAUGGAUUUAGAUGUAAACAGGGCUGUUGCUACUCGUCAUUCAUGUCAUGUCUUCUGUAUUAUUUUAGGCUGCUCACAUUAGCUUGAACGUUAGUUACCACAGUGCUGCACUAAAUACUAUGCGGUUAUGAAGUCAUGAAUGGGCUUUUUGUUUACUUAACCUGUAAGCCCACAGUCUGUUGUAGAUGGUUGAUGAUGUCCUCCUUGGUCUUGGCAGUAAUGCUCAGUAUGCUAUUAAGCUAGUUGUAGCCAGACUUGCUAAGCUUCGAAAUUUGGGAAGAUUUGACCCAAAGUAUGCUGUUUCAGGAUAGACUAUAGUAUUGCUCUUGUGUUUUUGGUUUUGGAAAGUCUAGAAAAAGGACACCUCCCUCCAGAUUCUUUUGAUAACAAGUAUCAUUUUUGCUAUAGUGGUAUAUAAGUCCAAAUCCAAAUAUAUUGAGUCUUCUUACACUCAGUAUAUUUAAAUUUGACUAUCUUAGGUCAACACAUCAUAAAUAAAUAAGUUAACUGUUAAUUCUUGGCAGUACAGAAGAUGGUUUAUACAGAAAGUAGGCCUAUGCUUGACAACCAACAGAAUAUAAAAAUAUGAAAAAUAUUUCAGAAAUUUUAAAGACUUCAUAUUUGGUUUUUGGUCAAACGUUUAUGAGCAUGAGGAGGCCUCAGCAUUUCUCGAAUCCUGGCUACAGUUGUGAUUGUAUAAUUUGAAAUGAAAUUAGGCCUUAUGGAGUGUUUGCUGCUGUAACAGCUACUAAAAAGCCUAUAGUUGCAUUAAUCCUCUGUUAGAACAAAAUGGCUAUGAUAUGAUACUUUAAAAAAAAAAAAAGCACUGGUUUUCAUAAUAUGUUUAUCGUGGCAGAUGCACUAUGUUGAAUGUUUUUUGUUGUAUGCAAAACAUUUAAAUAUUGUUAAAAGAAAAAUAAAUGUUUUUUCUAAGA
This is a messenger RNA of Scatophagus argus, 4219 nucleotides long. Its product is annotated as peroxidasin. The transcript has 3 exons. Gene Ontology annotation, molecular function: protein binding. Gene Ontology annotation, cellular component: plasma membrane. Bases 504 to 1730 code for a protein of 408 amino acids. Lineage: Eukaryota; Metazoa; Chordata; Actinopteri; Scatophagidae. The record is from RefSeq and is a predicted model, not a curated record.